Molecule: messenger RNA, 702 nt
Organism: Spirometra erinaceieuropaei
Lineage: Eukaryota; Metazoa; Platyhelminthes; Cestoda; Diphyllobothriidea; Diphyllobothriidae
Source: the annotation of a GenBank genome assembly
AUGCUUGUUUACGUUGUCUACCGGAAAGCAGACAAGUUUUCGAUUUCAGUUACAGAAAAUGAAAAGGUUGGCCAACUGAAAGAGAAGAUAUGCGAAAUUGGACGCAUUCCAAAGGUGGAACAGAUGCUCACCUUCGAUGGCUACUUUCUCGAGGACGCCUUUCCGCUCUCUGACUACGGAAUAGACGUCAACUCCAUCGUCACUGUAAAUCUCCGCCGUGGAUACUACCCCACCAUCAAGGUGGACUUCGUGCUUCCCAACGGCACCAGCCUGACACUUACCGUCGCCAAAACUGAGACCGUUGCGGGGUUGAAGGGUGUGCUGCAGAAGGCAGCCGGUCUGGUCUCCUGCUCGCAUGAGGUGAUGUUCAAUGGGUAUUUGCUGCAAGACAUGGGACGCGACUUACUGAGUUACGGCGUCAAGGACGCCUCCACUCUAAAGGUAAUUCGCUGUUUCCCCCUGGAGGAGAAGUGUCGUCUGGUGGUUAAGUUGACUGGAGGAAAGGAGUUAAAACUGGAGACCCACAAUGACUGUCCGAUUGAAGAGUUACGCAAUGUCAUUGCAAAGGACACGGGUGUCCAAAUGGACACUAUGCUCCUACUCUACAAUGGUCGUGAACUUCGUCCACCGGGAACGUUGGCGUACUAUGACAUUCAGCGGGAGGCAACAAUCUCGAUGUUACACUCCACGCGUGAGGACUGA